CAGGGGUCUCUGGAUGCUGGGGGGGGGGCUCCCUGGAUGCUGGAGGACCUGUGAAUGCUGCUGGGUUCUGUGGACUUGGGGCACCUCGACUCCUGGGGGUCCCUGGCUGCUGGAAGCCCAUGACUGCAGAGGGGAUCCCGACCUCGGCCCCUCACGUCCUCAGAACCCUUCCACGGGCUGCAGGCUGCGCUGGGGUGAGGAGGCCGGCGCCGAGCCCCUCAUCCAUCCGCAGCUGCCGGGGAAGCGAGGAUCGGCCCCCAGCAUCCGGUACCUGACGCAGCCCCGGGCGGGCGGUGCCUUGUGGUGGGUGAGCAGCUCUCCGCACGUCCUGCGAGCGGGGACAGGGCUGGCACCGCUGUGCCACCAUGAGGGGGAAGGUCCUGAGUGCCUGGGCACUGCUGGCCAGCCUGGCCGUGGCCAGCUGGGGCGUCCGAGGGCAGGAGAUAUUCGUGAAGGAAUUCAGUGGAAGGGUGUUCUUGGAAUGUGUGCGAGGCCAAGGCAACAAAAACAUCACAUGGUGGAAAGAUGGGAAUACUGUGGGAAACGAAGCACAGCUGGAGCUGAGCGCAGCUUAUGACGAUCCCAGAGGUCUCUACGUGUGUGAGACAGGAGGCCAAAGGAAAAGCCUCCAGGUGCACUAUCGGAUGUGCCAGAACUGCAUCGAAGUGGACGCUCCCACCAUCUCGGGCAUCGUCAUCGCGGACGCCGUGGCCACGCUGUUCCUGGCAGUGGCCGUGUACUGCAUCACUGGCCACGACAGGGGACACACGUCACGAGCUUCUGACAGGCAGAACCUGAUUGCCAACGAGCUUUACCAGCCCCUUGGAGAGCGGGAGGAUGAGCAGUACAGCCGGCUGGCUCCUGCCCGCGCCCGCAAGUGAAGUGGGAAGACUCUGACACUGUGACUGCCUUCACCAGCACGCUGGUUUUGCUUGGAGGCCCCUCCAGGAUGGGCUGCUUGUAGCACUGUGCUCAUUCCAUGACCUCUUGCACUUCUGUAUUCCUGUCAUUAAAGAUGAGCCUGUCCCACA
Messenger RNA from Corvus hawaiiensis (hawaiian crow), 1031 nucleotides. Its product is annotated as T-cell surface glycoprotein CD3 gamma chain-like. Bases 366 to 881 code for a protein of 171 amino acids. Gene Ontology annotation, cellular component: membrane; external side of plasma membrane; alpha-beta T cell receptor complex. Gene Ontology annotation, biological process: positive thymic T cell selection; cell surface receptor signaling pathway. The transcript has 5 exons. Gene Ontology annotation, molecular function: transmembrane signaling receptor activity. The record is from RefSeq and is a predicted model, not a curated record. NCBI's taxonomy places the organism in Eukaryota, Metazoa, Chordata, Aves, Passeriformes, Corvidae.